AGCUUUUGUAGUUUCCUAGCUUGACGCAUUCGCGCAGACGGAUAGAUUGGCGAACAUGGCAAGGGCGACUGAGUGCCUUCUGAUCCACAAUAUAUGUAUCGUUUAAGGUUGAAGACUUCUGCCGCUGCCCGUUUAACUUGCACAAAAGAAAAGUUCGAUUGAAACCCAGUUUGGAGGCCUAAUCGGCAGCAAACGGGGCUGUGGAUUCGUUGUCAAAGGCGGAACAAUUAUAUAAGUGGAAACUAAAAGUCGACCGUAAGCCGAGCAACAGGCAGGAACAGUUUGCUGAGGAUAACGCGACACAGCCAUCGAGAUCAGAAUGGGCCUCACGGCCAGCCAUCAGCUGAACGCAUCGGAGCUGAGCGCAUAUCAGGCGGCCACCGGGCUGUCCACGGAGCAGCUGGAGCAGUUGCAUACACGCUUCCAGGCGUUGGAUCGACGUCAGCGCGGCUAUUUGACGCCAACCGAGCUGCUGCGCAUACCGCAGUUGGCGCAGAAUCCACUCCACCGCCAGAUCAUCGAUGGCUUCUUUGCCGUCAUCAAGGAAACCGACUCGGAUGCGAACAAGGACAAGGCUGCGGCUGCGGAUACGGAUGCGGAUGCUACCAGUGCCGAUCGCAUCUAUUUUGGCCAAUUUGUGCGCACCUGCGCCACCUUUAUGGUGCCCCAAUUUGGUCAGCUGACACAUACGCGCGCCGAUGGCCGCGCCCAGAAGCUGCGCCUGCUCUCCCAAAUGUUCGACACGCAGCGCAGCGGACGGAUCGAACGCGCCGACUUUCGGCGGACGAUGAAAUGCCUGCUGGACAGCGUCCCGCCCUCGGAUGGGGUGGCCAAUCUGCAUCCGCAGGGCAGUGAAACGGAGCUCCAGCAGCUGGAGGACCUUGCCUUUGGCGCCAGCGAUAGCAUCUCCUACGAGCAAUUCGAACAGCGUCUGGCCACGGCCGAUGUCGAGGGCGGGCUGGCGGUGCGCAAGUGGCUGGAGGAGCCCGCCGACGAGACCAACUGAGAAUCAUCAUGAAAAUCAACUUGAGCACAAGCAUCCACAAUAUUUCUAAAUUUUGUUCAGUUAUUGUUUUGUUUUUGCUGUUUUUUUUU
Molecule: messenger RNA, 1095 nt
Organism: Drosophila virilis
Lineage: Eukaryota; Metazoa; Arthropoda; Insecta; Diptera; Drosophilidae
Product: calcineurin B homologous protein 2
Biological process (GO): positive regulation of sodium:proton antiporter activity
Cellular component (GO): plasma membrane
Molecular function (GO): calcium ion binding
Source: RefSeq, a predicted model, not a curated record